AUGCCGCAGAAUCUGAGAUCCUUCAUUAUCGCGCAGGUGACUCGCGGAGGGCGAUCGGUUUUGUCUCGCCGCAGUUUCUCUUCAUCCCGUAGAAGCAAUGGGGCAUCAACUGAAGAGCUGGAGGAAUCAUUGAAGGUAUUACGCACCAUCUCCUUACUUCGUAUUACAGGAUACCCUCUGGGAUGCUACGCAGGUAUGGAUGAAGAGGGUGAAGGAAUCUUUUUAUUCCCUUGA
Molecule: messenger RNA, 234 nt
Organism: Microthlaspi erraticum
Lineage: Eukaryota; Viridiplantae; Streptophyta; Magnoliopsida; Brassicales; Brassicaceae
Source: the annotation of a GenBank genome assembly